Molecule: messenger RNA, 1140 nt
Organism: Rhodofomes roseus
Lineage: Eukaryota; Fungi; Basidiomycota; Agaricomycetes; Polyporales; Fomitopsidaceae
Product: RabGAP/TBC
Exons: 3
Coding region: 1-1140 (379 amino acids)
Source: RefSeq, a predicted model, not a curated record
AUGGACUUUGAGUUGGUCGCUCCAGCCGUGCCGCGAUCGCCGCUGGCCACGAGCAGCGCGGACUCGCUGCUCGUGCCGCCUGCCAAUGCGGACGCCAAGAGCGUAAUCGAUGCAAGCCCCCUAAGCUUGAGGCGACCGUCAACCGACACAUUCGGGGGAGACAGGGUUGCCAAGGUAACCGAUGCCGCGGAGAUUGAGGCGCACCGUCAACGAGAGCAGAGAUGGAUCGCUGCGCUGUCUUCGACGACCCCAUCACAGGCACGCAAGACGAAGCGGAUGCGGAAGUUGGUCCAUGAGGGUGUUCCAGCGUCCGUUCGGUACCGGGUGUGGGCGCUCCUCACGGACAGCAAGGCAAAACGAAUGGAGGGUUUGUACGCGCGGUUGGGCCAGAGGGAGAGAAUCGCAUAUAUCUCCAGCAUCGAGCAAGAUGCACAACAUAUUUUCCACGAUCAGCCGUUGCUGGACCAUUCGCUCGUGAACGUUCUCCAGGCUUACCUGACCAUGGUCCCCGACGUGCAGUACACGAAGGGGCUUGCCAUGGUCGCUGGCCAGCUGCUUCUACAGUCUCCUGAGGAGGAUGCGUUCUGGACGUUCGUGACGAUGAUGGACUCGCAUAUUCGUCCGUACUUUUCCCCGCAGCCGGUCUUGCUAGAGAUCGACUCGUCACUAUUUGCGAAAGCAUUGGAGAGCAACGAUGCUGCGCUAGCUCAAAGGAUCCUCGUGGAAAUGGCGAUACCCCCGAUCUGCAUAUGCCGACCUUGGUACGCGCGGUUCACUGCGCUAUUUGCGGAUGCCUUUCCUGCUGAAUUUCUCCUGCGCGUCUGGGAUAUCUUUUUGUUCGAAGGGAUUUCAUUCCUUUUCCGCGUGGGAUUAGCCAUCCUUUCAAGCUGUCGCUCGUCACUCCUGCAGUGUAGAGGUCAAGAAUCACUGCUUGCUGUCCUCGCGCACCCUCCGCCGCAUUGUCUACCACCCACUCCGGACGCUUUCAUUGACCUAGCGUUCUCCGUAAAGCUUCGAGACGAGGAUAUCUAUAAACAGCGUAACAAGCUCGAGGCGCAGCUCAAGCGCCAGGUGCAAGCCCGUUCUCAGCUAUCCGCCUCCAGAGUCUCGACGCCAACCAUUUCAUUGCCGCGCAGCUGA